Messenger RNA from Aspergillus bombycis, 1545 nucleotides. RefSeq names its product putative RNA export mediator Gle1. Gene Ontology annotation, cellular component: nuclear pore cytoplasmic filaments; cytoplasm; nuclear pore. The record is from RefSeq and is a predicted model, not a curated record. Gene Ontology annotation, molecular function: translation initiation factor binding; phospholipid binding; inositol hexakisphosphate binding. Bases 1 to 1545 code for a protein of 514 amino acids. Lineage: Eukaryota; Fungi; Ascomycota; Eurotiomycetes; Eurotiales; Aspergillaceae. Gene Ontology annotation, biological process: regulation of translational termination; poly(A)+ mRNA export from nucleus; regulation of translational initiation. The transcript has 3 exons.
AUGGGGCGCUUAAGUUACCCUCAAGAGCUGGACAGUCCGUCCCGGCAACUCGUGCUAGAAUUGGCUCGAGAUCUAGAGCAACUCCGCGUUCACAAUACCGAAUUGAAGAAAGUCAAAGCCUAUGAGCGCCGGUCCUUCUACGAGUCUCUUGACCGGAUCGAUAGUGAACUAGAAGCCCAACACAAUGAAGCCCUCGAUAAAGUUGCCAAACUGCAUGACCAGGUACUGGAGGAAGCCGAAGAAACCUUGCGAGUGCACCAGCGAGCGGUAGAGGAGGAAAAUCGCCGCAAGGAAGAAGCAGCCCGUAGGGAGGCGGAGCGCAUCGAGCGUGAGAAAGCGGAAAGCUACGCCGCGGCAGAGGAAGCCAGAAAGAAGGCUGAGGCUGAGGCGGAAAGGCAACGACGGGCAGCGCAAGAGGAAAAGGAACGGAAAGAACGGGAACGAUUGGAGGAAGAGAACCGGAAGCGUCAAGCAGAGGCACAGAAAGCGGAACAAGAAGCGGAGCGAGAAGCGGCAAGGCUGAAGGCUGAAGCUGCACAAAAAUCACGGGAAGAGCAACAGAAGAAGGUCGGUGGGGCGCGUUUAACGGAGGAAGAGAUCAAUAUGCAAGCACGCUAUGUAGAGUUGCACCAGCAUCUCAAGAAGUUUAGACAAUACCUGAAGGAUGAAGGAAAGUCCAACACGGUGGUCAAACAGAACAUGGGUGACAUGCGUCGAUCCAUCAAGAAAUGUGUCGGUCAGCUACGAGAAGGAAAGGGCACUAACAAGGGCCAGCUCGUAGAAAUUCGCGCGACCCUCGAGAAGGCUGCCUCUAUCCCUGAACCAUCUGUCGAUAUCCGCCAAUUCAUGGCCUUUCCGCCAGAGGACAUUGCCAAUUCCGAAGACAACAAGGUGCCGGCUUUGUUGAUCUACGCCCUAAAUAUAUUCUCGAAAUCUUUAAUCUCGUCUCUAAUCACGGAAGCUUCUAUCAAUCCCGGCCAUGCAGAGCCAGUUGGAAUUGUAGCUGCGCAGAUUUUCUCCAUGGACGCCUUUGUUUAUAAAGGUCAUCAUAUGGUUGACAUACUUUGGGCUAAGUAUCGCGUCGUCUGUCCGGCACUCUGGGGAUUCUACGGCAACGAAAAGACCGAAGCCGGUAGGCGUGCCUUGGGAUGGUGGCGUGAAGCGCCAGGCGGUCCUUUUAUCAGCGAACAGGUCCAUAUGGACCGAAUGACAGCUCUUGGUGCUGGGUUUGCAGCGCUAACUCUGCGCAAUUUUGGAAAAACCCCGCGGAAGAAUCCAUUUCCCAACCACAUGUUUUGGCUUGCGAUGCAAAGGAUAUUGAUGAUUCCCCCGAGCGAGAUUCAAGAGACACAUGUUAUCUUGCUUUCGGCCAUGCUCAAAUCUUCUGCUGAAAGGAUCGUCGGCUUCUUUGGCCAUAUCGGUCUGGCAUUGAUGAGGAAGGCCAUAGUCGAUUUACCGAACAGCGUUCCUCGUCAGAGUAUGGGCGUUAAUCAACUGAAACUUCUGAAAGACUUGUACAAGCGAGAGAAGAACAUAGUCAUCUGA